This is a messenger RNA of Pungitius pungitius (ninespine stickleback), 1575 nucleotides long. RefSeq names its product polymerase (DNA-directed), delta 3, accessory subunit (gene pold3). Bases 73 to 1434 code for a protein of 453 amino acids. NCBI's taxonomy places the organism in Eukaryota, Metazoa, Chordata, Actinopteri, Perciformes, Gasterosteidae. Gene Ontology annotation, molecular function: DNA-directed DNA polymerase activity. The transcript is spliced from 12 exons. The record is from RefSeq and is a predicted model, not a curated record. Gene Ontology annotation, biological process: nucleotide-excision repair, DNA gap filling; DNA strand elongation involved in DNA replication; DNA synthesis involved in UV-damage excision repair. Gene Ontology annotation, cellular component: nucleus; delta DNA polymerase complex.
UUUCACCGGAAGUAAAUAACCUGUUUUCGCGCGCAGUUAAAUAGGAGCAACAAGACGUCCCCGUUGAACAAAAUGGACGAGCUUUAUUUGGAUAAUAUCGACGAAUAUGUCAACGACCAAGAUAAGAUAGUGACGUAUAAAUGGCUGAGUCUCACUCUGGGGGUCCAUGUGAACACAGCCAAACAAAUGCUCUUCCAUUAUUUGGAUCACAAGAGGAAGGAAAGCUCGGCUCGGCUCCACGCCACCUACCUGGUGUCCGGGAAGUUUGUGGACAACGGCCAAUCGAGUCACAAGGUGUCCGUUGUCAAAGAGGACCAGUUGGAAGAUUUCAAAUCCAAAAUGAGCUUGAUCGUCAGCGUCCACGUCUACAGUGUCCAGAAAGCGUUACUGAAGGACAGCGGCCCGCUCUACAGCGUCGACUACGAUGCCGUGAAGGACAAUCUGAAGGACUGCAGCAGAUACAGCGCGAUCAGCUGUGCCGACGCCGUGCCCGCGUCCUCCGGACUGCAGCAGACGAGAGAGAUCCAGCGGGCUCCGACGCCAGAGCCCGCAAACAAGAAGCUGUGCGCCAACGGAGACGCCAACGUGGCUUCCAAACCUCCCAGCAAGCCGCAGAAAGGCAUCAUGGGGAUGUUUGCAAACAAGGCCGCUCCCAAGAACCAGGACAGUGGCAAAGCCGUCGAGUCGGGGGAGAAGGAGGGCGCGCCUGUGGCCGAUGCCCCCAAAAGUAAACCAGAAGCAAAAGCCAAAUCUAUGAUGAACUUCUUUGGGAGUCAGGCAGCAAAGAAAGCAGAAAAAACGGUGACGACUGAGCAAGCAGCUCGGUCAUCAUCAUCAUCAUCAACAACAACAACAACAACAACAACAACAACAACAGCAGCAGCAGAGCAACGGCGUCCUGAAGAAAAGAAAGCUGCUGCUGCUGCUGCUGCUGCUGUGGAGCUUCCUAAAGAAGCCAAGAAAGACUCCAGGAGCAAAAGCAAGCGGCUGGUGGAUUCAGACAGCGAAGAGGAGAAGAUGGAGAAGAAAAAGAGACGAAGGAUCAAGAAGCCUGAGAGCAGCGACGAAGAUGUCAUUCCAGAUUCUCCUCAGCAGAUGGAAACCAGAGCACCUUCCCCGAGUCCCCAGAAGAAGGCGGAGCCUGUUUCUCGUUCUCAUGGGAACUCUGAGAUGAAGACGAGGAAGAGGAGACGAGUCCUCAAAUCUCAGACGUUUUUAGAUGAUGAUGGAUGCAUCGUGACCGAGAAAGGCUACGAGAGUGAAUCGUACUCAGAGGACGAGGUUCACGCCCCCAAAGCUCCAAAAGAUGUCGUCCCUGCAAAAGCAGGCGCGAGUAGCAGAGCGGACGAGAAGAGGAGUCAGAAGAAAGCGCCCCCCAGCGCGAAUAAAGGCUCCAAACAAGCGUCCAUCGUGGGGUUUUUCCAAAAGAAAUGACAUUUUCCGUUGGGACAGAAGAGCAAGGAGCGCCGCUGCCGACCCUUUGUGGUGACCUCUGGGUAAAGGUCAAAGACGCAUCGCUCGGGCGAUGGAGGACCUACUUGAACUACAUGGACAUGUCCAAACUAGAAGGACAAG